This is a messenger RNA of Armigeres subalbatus, 1123 nucleotides long. Its product is annotated as SRR1-like protein. The record is from RefSeq and is a predicted model, not a curated record. The transcript has 2 exons. Gene Ontology annotation, biological process: microtubule-based process. NCBI's taxonomy places the organism in Eukaryota, Metazoa, Arthropoda, Insecta, Diptera, Culicidae. The coding region runs from base 16 to 933 and encodes 305 amino acids. Gene Ontology annotation, cellular component: nucleus; cytoplasm.
GCCAAUGCACGCAAAAUGUCAAAACAGUUAGCCACUGAUCAGAGGUCUGAUGGAUUUGUUUUAGUAACUAAAAAUAAACGAAAACCCAGAAAUUCUGUAAAACGUACUACAAAACCAGCCGACUUCCAACCAGAUCGUGACGAUAAAAGCCCAAUCGAUGUGGACCUUUUCUUAAGGUGCUUCAACGAGACGCAAUAUGAUUUGAAAAGUUCAGAAUAUUUAAAAAAUACGGUCGGAAAGGUGCUUCCUGUGCUCGGUACGGUAAAACUUGAAAGAAUCGUUUGUCUUGGACUAGGAAAAGUCACGGAGUGUCCGAUUUCGCGCCAUCAACUGGCAUUUAUUCGAUGCUUGCAGGAAAAACUAAGCUUUGACGGAACGAUAGAAUAUUUUGAUCCGGUUUUUUGCGAACAGACGAUUGUUAUUCUAGAAAAACUUGGAGGUGUGGUUUCGCGGGAGAAUUACGAAGGAAAAUAUUCGGCCGACGUGGCAACCUUGUUCUAUUUGCCGCACUGUCCGAAGCAAAUCAGUAACAAUCUACUCUGGAAGAACUGGAAUAGUCAAUUGUUGAAGAACGUGUUUCUGAUAGGAAAUAGUUUUGCAGGAAUUGUUGAAAACUGUCCAAAAAGAUUGCUGCAGAAAACCGGCCAUUUUAUUCUAGAAGUUGAGGAUUUCUGUCGGGAAAUUCCAUUCGACAACACCUUCAGGCACAAAGACAUUUUCAACGACACUUCUUUUCACUAUUUUGAUAACUCUGUUGCUCGAGAAAAGCCGACUAAAUUUUGGAAUUUAAUUGAAGAGCCUCAGUACACCGACGAAGAUCUUGAACUGAUCACAAGAAACAUCCAGAAAGGUCUUAUAAUAAGCGAUAAUGGCAACAACAAAGGCAACGAGCAGAACAUUGAAGAAGCUUCUCACCGAAUUGAAAGCCAUUAGCCCUGAAGAAAAUCGCAAGGGCUCGUUGGCUGCUAAAUAUAUAGUUUCGCAGUAUAAAAAGUUUGAAACGACCGAGCAGCAACAUUGCCGAGCCAAAGAAGAAAUGCAGUUCGCUGCACAAGCUUAUCUUUGCUAUCUACGCAGCGUCCGCCAGCACAAGGAACUAAGCGAAGCUUAUAGCGGCCGUGGU